Somion occarium is the source of this 3293-nucleotide messenger RNA. The record is from the annotation of a GenBank genome assembly. Lineage: Eukaryota; Fungi; Basidiomycota; Agaricomycetes; Polyporales; Cerrenaceae.
UUUUUUUUGCCUACUUCACAUAGUUUUCGUCGGUCAGUGCUUAGUCAUUGGUCAAACUUCUCCGCCCGCGAUAUCUCUCAUCAAAGUUUCGGAAACCCGCACUUAUACUUGAGCGUUUGUCAAACCGGCGAGUUGGACGGUGAUUGUGGCGCCGAGGCGUUGCUCUUUCAGGUAUGUCUAGUAUUGUUAGGCGUCCGGGAAUAGCAUAUAAAGUCUAAGGACUUAGUGAAUUUGUCUAGCCCCACAUUCACUCUUCAGCCGCGGAUAUAGCUAGUUAUUCUGUCAAUCGAAGAAACGAUCAUCCAUGUCUUCCACGCCAGCGUCCUCCAGCAAUGAAGCAUCCUCCAGUAAUACACUUAGUGCUUCAAGCUCCACCACUCAAACUGCUACCAGCGACGGAGGUAAGGUCAAGCAAACGAGGCGAAGACAACGCCUUAGCUGUGUUGAAUGCACCAAACGUCGCCAGAAGUGCGACAGGCAAUUUCCAUGCGGACUUUGCACCUCCCGCGGAAUCCCCCAUCUUUGCCGUUGGGAACCCAUCGUCGUUCGACCUCCGCCUCAACGGCCGCCGAUAAUUGCGACUGAGCCCACGGCGGAUCCCAAUGCCACCAUCGAGGCAUUACUGGCACGCGUCGCAGUCCUAGAGAAAGCUCUUUUGAACGAAAACGGUGGCCAGCGUGAUUUGGAUGAUGGCCCUGGCAGCAAUAUUCUGGACAGCAGCAUUCGCUCGGUUCACGCCGGUUUGAUCCCUGACUCCAGGGGCUCAAGUGUUGAGCAGGACGAAGAAGGGCCUAGGAGUACAGGCGGUCCCCGUGCUCUUCUCGACUACAAUGUUCAACUCGCUGCGGUUGCGCUCGCCCAGCUAUCUCUUGCCCCUCGAACCGAGUAUGUAGGUGCUGGAACGGUUCUAUGUGCCCUCCAUAAGUUGGGCGACCCAGAUCCCUGGCGUGUCCCAUACCCACAGUCUUCCACGACUACGACUACCCAAGUCCCUUCUAUCUCCAAGUCAGCAACCUCGAACCCCGUCAUUUCACCGAUUCGACGUCUGAUCUCUCAGCUCCCGACCCGCGCUCACGUCGAAGAGAUGUUGGACUCGUUCUUUGCCAUUCGAAAUGGGGAAUUUGGUAUCUCACAGCUCUGGUUCCGUACUGCCUGCCAGCAGAUGUGGUAUCACCUCGAUCUUCGAUGUACUUCGGAUUGCUUGUCCCAAGGAGGCUGUCCAGCUUGUCGGGAAGAAAUUAACCCACAUUGGCUCUCACUCCUUUUCGCAAUUCUUGCACAGUCCCCAAGCAACAGGCAAAAGGGCUUACAGUAUGCGAACCACUCCUUAGCCGCAAGAAGGAUCGUUGACGAUAUAUUGCUUUCUUCUCCGGCGUAUUCGGCAACUGAGGAUUCGGUUCAGGGAGGGGUUCUCAGUUGUAUGGCGGCCGCGUUGCUGUCUGCUUAUUUGGCAGAUCGCGGAAGGGUGAGUGAAGCAUGGAAAUUGUGCGGCACUGCAAUUCGUAAUGCACAAGCCUUGGGCUUACAUCGAGAUCCCCGAUGGCGCAAAUGGGAGGCAAUGGGACCUGUUGAGAAGGAUCUUCGGAUGGCUACUUGGUGGCUCCUAGCUGUGGGAGACCGCCUAUUGUCGUAUAUUCUCGGUCGCCCGCCAAUGACCAUCAGAGGAACCUUCGAAACUAUGCCAUGGCCGCCCAACACCUUCGGCGACGGCUCACCUAACCGAAUCGUCCUCUUUCAACGGAAUUUCAUUCUACUCACUGACCUUAUGUGCGAAGCUUCUAUCACGUGCUUAGGUCUAAGCGACCCCAUCUACUCAACCGUAGUCGAGAUGGAUCGGAAGUUUCAGGAGUGGGAAUCUCAAUUACCUUCUAUCUUGAGCUGGCGAAAUCGGGCUUCGACACCGAACCCUCAGCCAUCUGGUGGGCCGUUCGAUAGUAGUCCUGACGAGGCCGACCCAAUGACAUACUGUCCUCGCUUCAUUGAAAGUCAACGAGUCGUACUAGCGGCUUGGUAUUUAGACACUUUGAUGGGUAUCCAUCGACCGUAUUUGAUGCAUCCUCCUCCACGCGAACCACGAUCACGGCCUGGGAGUCCUCUCUGGUAUGAGAUAAAUCCAUCGAGGGAGCGAUGCAUCGAACUUGCCAUUGAGCUUACAAGCGUCCUAUGUCAAUACCAUACUAAAAUUGCUGGUCAACCUCUUACCGAACGGGUCCUCCCUAUCAUGCUCCCGUACUUCAUCUUUGACGGCGCUGUUGCUCUGGCAGGUGCUUUGUCUCAGGUUCCGCCACAUCCACGAGCCUCGGAAUGCUUGGAGCUCAUGGACAACGCCAUGGUCGCCUUACACGAAAUUGCGGACGCCACGAAGGGCGCCGUCGAUGGUGAAGGAGAGACUGCUAAUAGGGCGCUCAAGGUCCUCGCAGCAUUGCGCAGAGCAGGCGGGUGGGGGCUAGAUGAGAGGGAGAAGGGCGAGUUGGUCUCCAUGAUGGACUUCCAAGAGCAAAACGACACCAUAGUUGGGGUCAGAAUACCCCCUACCACUCUAUCGUCACACUCUUCUGGUUUCCAUGUCCGUGGCUCAGAGAGUGAGACAGAAGCGAAUUUCUUCCGCCAUCACACCACAUCGGCACCUUUCCCUACUCAGUUGGGAAGUGUUCCUCCGCAUGCUGCAUCAUCUACCUUCUGGAUGAACUCUAUCAUUUCAAACGCACCAAAUUCCUUUGGAGGGACGUCAUCGGAUAUUUCCUCGUCGCUGGCCUCCGACUUUCAGCAGUUCUCAAACACGGGCGGAGAGCCUUCACUGCAGUCUCAGAUCCCAGGUAGAGCAGAAUCUUCGUUAAGCCCUUACAUGGUCUUACAGGGUGUUCAACAAUCUUCUUCCAACGAAGGUUUGGUCGAUUUUGAUAUGGAUUGGGUUCGCCUUGCGGGUAUGGAGAACUGGUAUAGCGGAGGAAUGACCGGCGGCGGGUCUGCUUAAGUUGUUGGUUUUGUAACUUAUGCCAGUAUGUCAGAAUUUGUUUUGAUUUUACAGUAUGUUGUGAUUACCCUUGCUGUCGUACCGAUAGAUCAUGGUUCCUCCUGCACUAAUUAUCGGAAUAUAUCGAUCUCAUUUCACAUGCUAUCUCUACAGCAGUUUCAUCUGAAAACCCGCCGUUUGUACCACGAAACUAAGAGUUACUGCCUUUGCAUGUUCUCUGGCACUAAGGGUCUCUACACAGCUCUGCACACUGGCAAUGUUGCGUCUCGCACCCCAGCUAUUUAUCAGCUUCAACGUCUAAUAAUUAACGAUAAUAGCG